Messenger RNA from Symbiodinium pilosum, 738 nucleotides. Lineage: Eukaryota; Dinophyceae; Suessiales; Symbiodiniaceae. The record is from the annotation of a GenBank genome assembly.
AUGGCUGUCGUCAUAGACGAAAUCCAUGAUGAAGAGAAUCCCCAGGAGGGAGGGGAAGGCCUGUCUGACAUGCUCGAGGAUGCCCGCGGGUUGCCAAUGCCAAAGUCAGCCAACCCCAUGAUUCCUUCUGGCAGAGCUCCCUUGGAUGCCGAGUUGUUGCAUACAACUACAACAGCGUACGAGCUCGAGGAGAAAGGUCUUUCCAUGUCUGGGGAGGACUUCGAAGUCAAGAGCCCUGUGGGGCAAGUGCUUUUACGAAUUUCGGGAGGCAAUCGUUUGCCACUCGGUGGCAUGCCAGUGUGGGACAAGCUGACCAUCUCCACAGCAUCCGGUGGUGUUGUGGCCAUCUUGGAUCGUGAAAUGGUCGCAAUGACGCCGACCUACGAUGUGAUGCGCCCAGAUGGUUCCAAAUUUGGAAGGAUCUCGAAGGCAAUGUUCGGUCUAACCGAAACUUUUGAAUUUUAUUUGGAAGGUGAUGGUGGCGGACCCAUCCUCAAAGCUGAGGGAAGCUUCAGUGAAAGAAGCUUUGAGUUCAAAAGCCGUGAUGGCUCUACAGUGGCCACGGUUGGGCGCGGCUACUAUCAGACAGACAAUGAGAACAGAUAUCAUGUUGUCGUGGGAGCCCAGGUGGAUGCCACGCUCGUUGUGGCCAUGGCCUUCGCUAUUGAUGAGGUACAUGAUGAAGAAAAUGCAGCUGAGCAGCCAGAGGGUGAAGGGGGAGGUUGGCCAUUCCGGUAA